AGUCGCGAAUUCAGAAGAAACAAAUCUAAUUUUAACGCAGUAGGAUCGUCGAGAAAAAAAAGUCUUCUAACCGAAUUGUUUUUCAUUGUGACUAAGGUAUCUGUUUUGGUUCAACUGAGCCCUUUAACAGUAUGAAUGAGAGACAGGAAUUUCGAUUGGUCGUUGUCCAGGGAUAUACAAAAAGCAGCCAAUCACAAUAUGCGGCAGAUUCAGGUGGUAAAUCCUGAUCCCGCCUCUCUCACUGUAGCGACCCAUAGUGCUCUGCUCUGUAUUUUUCUGCCUCCCUCAGUCGAAAGCUUUCACUGUGCCGCCAUUAAAGCCCUUCAGCUUCGCAUUUGGAAAAGGGGAAAGGGGCAAAAUGAUUUAAGGCGUUAAAGAAAAAUACGGACGAGGGACGGGAGCAGGGGUGGGGGGUUCUGUGCUCCGCGGAAUUUAUGGAUGGACCUCGGAUUGGACUUUAAUAUGCGGCUUGUCACGGCCAAGUGAGAGAAGCCUGAGUUCGGAUUUGAGUGGGUUCUUGUGGUCGGGGGGGCGGGGGAGCUCCGGGAAGCUCCGUUUGUUUUGGCCGUGGUGUGAAAGUAAGGAGUGUAAACACAGCUAAGUGCUGUGUGACCUCCUUGAGAGUGGAUCUGCCGUACUGAGAGCCCCUCUAAACGGCAGGAAGCUUCCUUCAGUGGCGGUGCGACGAUGACUGAGCUGGUUGCCAAGUGGGCCUGUGAAUACUGCACAUACGAGAACUGGCCGUCAGCUAUCAAGUGCACCAUGUGCCGCGCUCAGAGGCCCAGUGGGGGUGCCAUCAUUACUGAGGAGCCCUUUAAGAGCAGCCCUUCUCUGGAUGCGAGUCUGCAUCAGUGGGACCCAGCAGGCUUCAGCAACAGCCCUCCCCAAGGGGGCUCCAGCUUACUCAUCUGUCCAGAUUCUAGUGCCCGACCCCGUGUCCGCAUUGCUGACGUACCUGAAACUAGUAGCAAGUGGUCAUGUCACAUGUGUACCUACCUAAACUGGCCUCGGGCCAUUCGUUGUACUCAGUGCCUGUGCCAGAGACAGCAUCAACCACAACAACAACAACAACAACAGCAGCAGCAGCAACAACAACAACAACAACGACAGCAGCAGCAGCAUGGGCAACAUGCAGCACAUCAAGGACAUCAUACACAGCAGCCACGCAGCCCCACAGAAUCACCCCAUACCUCAGGCUCUGGUUGUCGCCCUCCUCCGGUGGCUACCACAACAGAUCCCUGUGAGGAAUAUAAUGACCGAAACAGGCUUAACACUCAUGUACUGCACUGGCCAUGUACUGCUUGUACAUAUGAGAACUGGGCCAAGGCACAGAAGUGUGUGGUGUGUGACCACCCCAGGCCAAACAGUUUGCUUGCUGAUCCGAUUGAACUGGCGUCAGAACCUGAGAGCCAACAACCUUCCUCAAUACUAAAUGAACAGGAUAGAGACAACAGGAGGGGGGUUGUUGGACUUGUGGUUGGACAAGGCGUUGGGAAUAUAGUUGGGGGACUUGGAGGUUGUAGUAGCAGCCAAAGGAGAUCUCCACCAACAUCAAAACGGGAAUCAGAGAUGAACAUGGACUUUCAAAGGAUUGAAUUGGCCUCCGGAGCUGGAGUAGGGAGCCAAGAGGAGUUGGAGGUCGAUUUCAAAAAACUGAAGCAGAUAAAGAACAGAAUGAGAAGGACUGAUUGGCUCUUUCUCAAUGCUUGUGUUGGUGUGGUAGAAGGCGACCUGGCUGCUGUGGAAGCCUACAAGACGUCAGGAGGCGACAUUGCUCGACAGCUGACAUCAGAUGAAGUGCGUCUGCUAAAUCGACCCUCGGCGUUUGAUGACGGCUUCACGCUGGUUCACCUCGCCAUCCGCUUCCAGAGGCAGGACAUGCUGGCGGUGUUACUCACAGAGGUUUCUCAGCAGGCAGCUAAGUGUAUCCCAGCCAUGGUGUGUCCUGAACUGACGGAGCAGAUCCGUCGUGAGGUGGCCGCCUCUCUUCACCAGCGCAAGGGAGACUUCACCUGUUAUUUUCUCACUGACUUGGUCACCUUCACCCUACCUGCAGACAUCGAGGACCUGCCCCCAGCAGUUCAAGAAAAACUUUUUGAUGAAGUUCUGGAUAGAGACGUCCAAAAAGAACUUGAAGAGGAAUCUCCCAUCAUCAACUGGUCCCUGGAGCUGGGGACGAGGUUAGACAGCCGACUGUAUGCUCUCUGGAACCGAACGGCCGGGGACUGUUUGCUUGACUCGGUGUUGCAAGCCACGUGGGGCAUCUACGACAAGGACUCGGUGUUGCGAAAGACCCUGCACGACAGCCUGCACGACUGUUCUCACUGGUUUUACAGCCGCUGGAAGGAGUGGGAGUCGUGGUAUUCCCAAAGCUUUGGGCUGCACUUUUCCCUGCGGGAAGAACAGUGGCAGGAAGACUGGGCUUUCAUCCUCUCUUUGGCCAGUCAGCCAGGAUCCAGCUUGGAGCAGACGCACAUUUUUGUUCUUGCACACAUACUCCGCCGACCUAUUAUUGUCUACGGGGUGAAGUAUUACAAAAGUUUCCGUGGUGAAACACUCGGCUACACCCGUUUUCAAGGUGUGUACUUGCCUCUGUUGUGGGAGCAGAGUUUCUGCUGGAAGAGCCCCAUCGCUCUGGGCUACACCCGGGGCCACUUCUCAGCACUCGUCGCCAUGGAGAACGACGGCUUUGACAAUCGCGGCGCGGGCGCCAACCUCAACACGGACGACGAUGUGACCGUUACGUUUCUGCCGCUGGUCGACAGCGAUAGGAAACUGCUUCACAUUCACUUCCUCUCAGCGCAGGAAAUGGGAAAUGAAGAACAACAAGAGAAGCUGCUGCGGGAGUGGUUGGACUGCUGUGUGACCGAGGGUGGAGUCCUGGUGGCCCUCCAGAAAAGCUCCCGCCGUCGGAACCACCCACUGGUCACCCAGAUGGUGGAGAAGUGGCUGGACGGUUACAGACAGAUCAGGCCCUGCGCCUCCCUGUCCGACGGCGAAGAGGAGGAGGAUGAUGAGGACGAGUGAACAAACUGAAACAGAGGACGAGGGGGGGGUGCAGGAAUCGCCAUCCCUCCGACAGGGAAUGUUAUAUUUUCCCUCCCUGACGUGGACAAGCUGUGAGGGCCUUCAGGAAAGGACAGGAAACCACAGGUCCAGAUCCAGAUCCACCGCAGGAGACACUAGAAGACAUUUGGACACAAACCCUGUCACUACACGUGAGACUGACAAACUCCACUGCUGCAACACACAGACGUAGGGAGAAACUACAGGUUUACAAAUGCAAAUGACCUUUAGGUAAUGUAAGGAAAAUGUAAAGGAAAAAAGGAAUCUUUAUCUAUAGAUGUAAAUGCAUGUGGUCGUUUAAAAUAAGAGUAUAAGGAAAUAUACCAGCACUGACUCAAAUCAAGACUUUAUAUCCAUUCAGUAUGGGCACUGACAAAAGCACACUUCCAAAUUACUGUUGUUCUUUUCAAGUUGUGUAAUAGUUGGCUGGUUUAACUUUUUUAUUUUAUUUUUUUGUUUUUUGGGGGUAUUUGGGUUUUUGAAGGGGCAGGGACAGAGCCAAUAUCAUUAUCUUAACAGAAGAGAUUUAUGUAACUGCAAUGACUUUAAUCCUUAUUACUAAGCACUGCACAUAAAUGAAAAACAAAAUAAAGUUUAAGUUAAAAAAAAAACACAAAAAAAACAUUUCUAUAUAAAUACACAGCCAUUGCUUGAAUUGAGGUCGUUGUGUGGAGCUCUUGGAAAAGGGAGAGUUGUCAAAUUUUUUUUUUUUUCAAAUCUCACUAAGGUUUACCACACGGACAUUCAUGUUGGAUCUUUGGUUUACUUCUCUUUUUUUUUGACUGAGCGAAGUAUUUGUGUGUCGUUUGUUUUUGGUUUCUCCUCUGAACUCACUCUACCUAUUUAUUGUUGAGCUAAUAAGAGCUUUUUCUUGUAUAUUAUUAUUCGUUUUUUCCUCUCUUCUUUUGUUAAUUUUUUUUUUUUUCAAUUGUGAUGAAGUCGUGUUCACAGAAACACCGUUGCUGUGUGAAAAGAUCCAACCUGUCGUCGUGUGUGCGAUUUAGUACCUCAUUUGGAAGCCUAAAACUUGGUGCUCUUUUUUUUGUCGAGUUUUUCGACGACGGGCUGGGGGAGGGGAGGGGAGGUGGGGGGUGUAACAGUGAGAUACGUUCCACGUCUACAUAAACCUGCAGUCUUUCCAGUUGUUUUCGUCUGUUUGUUUCCCUCCUCAUGGUACACGUCACCUAAUUCCUCCUUCAUGUUCAUGGUCGAGAAAGACUGCAACAUAUAAAACCAAAGCUGACAGAAAAAAAAAGAAAAAGUUAAAAAGCAAGACUUGUUGAACCUUCUGUUUUUUGCUGUGAACGUUUGCAGUUCCUUUCUGUUGUUCAUUGCGUAACUGUAACCUCUUUCGUGUUCUAUUCGAAUUUUGAGCAUCACCUGUAUGUUGCUUUAUAUUUAUGCAAUAGUUGCAGUCGUGACUGACGGUUUGUGGAUUUAGGCCUGACUUCACAGUAUGGAGUGUAACUCAAAGAAAAGGUAAAAUAAGAAAAAAAAGAAAAAAAAAGAAAACCUUUUUUGAAUGUU
Messenger RNA from Cynoglossus semilaevis (tongue sole), 4593 nucleotides. RefSeq names its product zinc finger, RAN-binding domain containing 1b (gene zranb1b). The record is from RefSeq and is a predicted model, not a curated record. Gene Ontology annotation, cellular component: nucleus; cytoplasm. NCBI's taxonomy places the organism in Eukaryota, Metazoa, Chordata, Actinopteri, Pleuronectiformes, Cynoglossidae. Gene Ontology annotation, molecular function: cysteine-type deubiquitinase activity; K63-linked polyubiquitin modification-dependent protein binding. Bases 688 to 3027 code for a protein of 779 amino acids. Gene Ontology annotation, biological process: cell migration; protein K29-linked deubiquitination; positive regulation of Wnt signaling pathway. The transcript has 11 exons.